GGAAUCAUCAGUGCUUGGAGGCGCACGUUGCCGCCAAUCCCAUGGCCAGUACAGGUGACGGCGCUUGCACGCAAUGGGAGGCGGACAAGUUCUUCUUGCGGGAGGCCGCCACCAGCAUCCACCGUCGGCAUGCACGCCAGACCCGGGAUGGGCUGCAUGGCGUGGUGCUGGCCGCAGACGCGGCCGCUGCCCUGGCCGACCGGCCGGGUGCCAGCGCCGCGCAGCGUCAGGCUGCGGCCAUGGCCAACUUGGCGGUGCGGGAGGAGCGGGCAGCUGCCGCAGCGGCCAGCCACAAUGCACGCGCUGCACUGAUGGAGGAGCAUGGGGAGCGGGGCACUCGCUGGUUCCAUCGGCAGGCUGACGAGCCAGCAGCCGGCGCGCAGGAGCCCAUCACGCACUUGAAGGUGCCGGGGCAACCGGCGCCUGUGGCGCUCACGGGGCCGGGCACGCGCAACACUGUCUCCGCCGCCGCCGCAGCCAUGUACAGCAGCACCAGCCCCACCGGCCUGUUCCGCGUGCAGCCGGUCUGUACGGCGUCGCAGCAACAGCUUCUGGCGGCCAUUGACCGCAAGGUUCCGGCGGAUCUGCAGGCCGCCGCAGAGGGGUCCGGUGACGGCGCCCUCAGUGAUGCCGAGCUGAUGGCAGCGCUGGCUGGCUCCGCCAAUGGUAAAGCGCCUGGGUCGGACGGGGUCCCGUACGAGGUGUACAAGGUUUUCUGGGCGCUGCUGGGUCCGCGCUUGUGUGCUGCUGCUGCCGCUGCCUUUGCUGCCGCUGCAGACGCCCACGAUGGCGGUGAAAUGGCGGCGGCGCUGCCCGCCUCCUGGCGGGAGGGCAUCAUCACGCUCAUCUACAAGGGCAAAAGCCUGGACCGCGCCGAGCUGGCGUCCUACCGGCCCAUCACGCUGCUCAACUGCGACUUCAAGAUGGUGUCCAAGGCCGUCAGCGCCCGCCUGCAGCCCGCCCUGGAUGCAGUUGUGGAUGAGCUGCAGACCGCGUUCAUCACCGGCCGCUGGAUUGGAGACAACGCGCUGUACCUCCAAGGCCUGAUUGAAUGGAUGCGACUGGACGUGGGCGCGGACGGCACGCCACGGCAGGGUGGUGCGCUGUACUUCUUGGACAUCGAAAAGGCGUAUGACCGGGUGCACCGGCAGUGGCUGUAUGCGUCCGCGGAGGGUCUGGAGUUUGGGCCGCGCAUGCUGCGCUGGAUCCGCCUGAUCACCGCCAAUGGCUCUGCCCGCGUGUGUGUGAACGGGAUGCUCUCUGACGCCUUCCCAGUGCUGAACGGCUUGCCGCAGGGCAGCACCGCCUCACCACCCCUGUGGGUCAUCCAGAUGCAGCCACUGACGUCCUUUCUGCGGCGGCAGGUGGAGCAAGGGGCACUGCGCACGCCCCUGUUACCCAGCGGCGAGCAGGCGCCGCCUGCUGCCCACCACGCUGACGACACGACCCUCACGGCGCGCGACCCGGCAGUGGACGGGCCGGUCCUGAUGGCGGCAGUACAGCUGUUCUGCCGCGCGUCCAACGCCCGUGCCCAUCCGGACAAGAGCAAGGCCAUGGGCCUUGGCAGGUUUGCGCACCUGACGGGCCCUUGCCCACACACGGGGGUGCCGUUUACCACUGGCGCCGUGACGCACCUGGGUGUGCCUCUGUCGUGGGACUCUGAUGCGGCUGCAGCUGAUCUGUUCACCCGGCGGGCUCGCGGCAUGGCGUUUGUGGCGCGUCUGUGGGCUGCCCUGUCUCUGACCCUGGUUGGCCGUGUGCACAUUGCGAAGCAGGUGCUGGCGGCGAAGCUGGCCUACCACUUCAGCUUCCUCAACCCGUCGCCUGCGCAGCUGAAGGAACUCACCGACCUGGUGGACCACUUUGCUGCGCGCUCCGUGCACGCUGAGGAUGCCAGCCUGGUGUCGCAUGGGAACCCGCUCCUGCUGCCCAAGCGGGAAACGGCCUGUCUGCCGUACAAGGAUGGGGGUGUCAACCACGUUGACCUGCCUGCGUUCCUGUCUGCCCUGCAAGCUAAGACUUUCGCCCUCCUUGCCCAGCCAGGCCGGCAACCCUGGAAGACGCUCACCCGGGCGCUGCUUACCCAUGUGCGCCCGGACUCCGCCACCACGUGGGCGUGGGUGUACAGCGACGCGCCGGCGCCAGCGGGGCUGCCUGCCCGGCUGGCGGCCGCAGUCGGCCACGUGCGGAGCGCGGGUGUGGAACAGCAUCCACCGCAGCCAGCCACUCAGCCGCCAGCGGCGCCGCCACAGUGGCGGGUUAGCCUGGACCAGCUGUGGGUGGCGAACGCUGCGGGGGCUGUGUCCUACGUCCACUACACGGGGCGGCUCUUGGAGCCUGGACCUGGCGUGCUGCCCCCGGCGGUGGAUGGGGCGUGGCAGCCUGCCUGUGUGCUGCAGCACCGCAAGCCGCGGCACCUGUGGACCUUUGAAGAGCGGGCGGCGUACGAUGCAGCAUCACCAGGGGACCGGGCGGGGGCGUGGCCUCGGGCGCCGUACUUCCUGGCGCCGGAGGCUGGGGUGGUGGUGCACCCAGAGCGCUGCCGGAUUGCGAGGACGUGGCUGCAGCAGCUGUGGGCCUGCGUUGCGCCCCAGGCAGCGGCGCCGCCAGUGACGGACGCGGGCUUCAUGCUGGGGGACCGCAUGGGUAUGUGGGCCUCAGGCCCGCGGGGGGCGGGCGCGCUGCUGUGGAGCACUUUGCGGGCCACCUUCUUGUACGCCGUCUGGUGUGCGUACUGGUCCCGCGAGCCUGCUAAGCAGACGUCGGAGCAUGUGGUUCGGGAGGUGGUCAGCGAGCUGCGCAGGGUGAUGCAGCUGCGUUUCACUGCCGCCACGCUAACCCCUGAAACCCUGUCGGCUCUGCCCACACAGCUUCUCACCGCACAGCUCAAGGCGGCUAAGCUGGAGCACUUUGUUGCCAUCUGGUCGGCGGGUGGCGCGCUUUGUGAAGUGGAGGAGGUUCAGGGUGGGUCACCGAAGUUGAACUUGCGGCUGACGCUUGCAUCACCUGUGCAGGCCCCCUAGGUUUCCUUUUGGGCGGCGUUUCUUUCCAAGCGCUGGCGUGGUGUACUAUCGUCAUCAGCUUAUCUGGCGCCCAUGUGUUUUAGCUCUGGCUGGCGUCACAGCGCCUGGGCGGCUGUGGGACUUCCUGCACAGCGCGUCUUGCAGCGGGCUGGAGCCCACUUUUUUUUUUUGAGGAAUCAUCCUUACAAGGUU
Messenger RNA from Chlamydomonas reinhardtii, 3215 nucleotides. RefSeq lists its product as uncharacterized. The record is from RefSeq and is a predicted model, not a curated record. The coding region runs from base 42 to 3023 and encodes 993 amino acids. Lineage: Eukaryota; Viridiplantae; Chlorophyta; Chlorophyceae; Chlamydomonadales; Chlamydomonadaceae. The transcript is spliced from 2 exons.